Messenger RNA from Rhizopus microsporus ATCC 52813, 1365 nucleotides. RefSeq names its product S-adenosyl-L-methionine-dependent methyltransferase. Bases 75 to 1070 code for a protein of 331 amino acids. Gene Ontology annotation, molecular function: methyltransferase activity. The record is from RefSeq and is a predicted model, not a curated record. The transcript is spliced from 7 exons. NCBI's taxonomy places the organism in Eukaryota, Fungi, Mucoromycota, Mucoromycetes, Mucorales, Rhizopodaceae.
UAGGAUUUACCCAAAAGCAGGAGGUUUGUAUUAAUAGCUUUUUUUCUCUUUCUUUAUUUAUUGUGUUCAUUACAAUGGGUGGCCAUUUUUCGACUUUGAAAAGAAAGAACAGUAUAAAUAACAAGCAUCUUAUAGACCAACAAGCAUUCUGGGACAAAGCCAUGAUUACAACAUUUCAGGAAGAUAUGGAUAGCUCAAGAACUGCCGUAAAUCAAAACGUCAUUGGCACCGAACGGGAGUUUCAUAACGAGGAAACCUCUACCUACUGGCUGCCCAAAGAUGAUGAAGAGCAAAAGAGAUUAGCAGGGCAACAUUUUGCAUUUAAGGAUCUAUACGAAGGGAAUGUUUUGCCUAGCGUGACAAAAGCUUUGGAUUUUCAAAAGGGUAUUACUAUUCUUGACGUAGGCUGUGGUUCUGGUGUAUGGGUUAUGGAUAUGAUCACGGAAUAUCCCAACUGCACUUACCAUGGUUGCGACAUUGUUGAUACGACAAACAAAAAGCUUCCUUUAAAGCAGUUCACUUAUGCCUAUGGAAAUGUGACAAAGAAGCUUCCAUAUGAAGAUAACACAUUUGACUUUGUCCAUAUGAGGUUCUUUGUUCUUGCUCUUAACGAAGAACAUGAAUGGCCAGCAGCCAUAAGCGAAGUGAUACGAAUUACUAAACCAGGAGGCAUGAUACAAGUGGCAGAUUGCGACCUUAAGCUACCAAAGGAUCACACUGCUGUGUUUUACAAGGUCAUGCAUGCCAUUCGCACUGUUUGUAUUUCAAGAGGACAGAAUCCAAAUAUAGGGGUUGUGUUGGAAAAGAUGCUCUCCAAGCACAACAAUGUCAAAAUCGUUCAAUCCGACUACAGAGCCUGUGAUAUGAGCUCCGGUACCUCUGCUGCAAAGAAAUUCAUUUGGGACUGUCUGGAAGGAGUGAAGAGUAUACAGCCUAUGGUUGGGCCCAUGCUAGGAAUAAAGACACAGGAAGACAUGGCUAACUUUUUGACAGAAUACAAGCAUAGCCUGGAAACGCAGCAGUGUCAUUUCUGUUUCAAUUCUGUUGCUGCUCAAAAGCUUCAAUUGUAACUUCAUAGUGUGUUCAAUAUAAAAAAAAUUAUUCCAAAGACAAAGUGUAGGGAGCUAUCGUUUUUCAUUGAUUGCUAAUCUGUAAAAGAGUUGAUUAUGAUGUAUAAUGAGGGAGCCAAGAGAAGUUGUCUGAAAGGACAGAUUAAAUGGUGCCGCAUUCGAUCCAGAAACGCAUGCUGGCUCCAGUUUUGAGGAAAGAAAGGUGCGCUAUUUGUAUACUCUUCUACAUGUCAAUUUGGAGGCUGCGAUAACAGUUCCUAGUGAUAGACAGUAAGCACUUUUACCAUUAUAUUGA